GUCCGUGUGGAUUUAACGGCAGACACAGCAGCAGCAUCACUCCAGUCGGGAAUCUACGAGUUGUUUUCUCACAGAAGAACACCCAGUAAAGAAGGCAGAGCUUGAGUCAUGUGUGGGAUCUUUGCCUACCUAAAUUACCGAGUGCCUCGCACCAGAAAGGAGAUAUUUGAGACGCUGGUGAAGGGACUGCAGAGACUGGAGUACAGAGGGUACGAUUCAGCAGGUGUCGCUGUGGAUGGCCCUAAGAAGAAGGACAGUGACGUAAACAACAACAGCAUCUGCUUGAUCAAGAAGAAGGGGAAGGUCAAGGCCCUGGAUGAGGAGCUAUACACUUGCUCAGAGAAGGACUCGCUGGACCUGGAUGAGGAGCUGAACACACACUUUGGCCUCGCUCACACACGCUGGGCCACACACGGAGAGCCGAGCGCUCUCAACAGCCACCCUCAUCGCUCUGACAAGAAUAACGAGUUUGUCGUCAUCCACAAUGGCAUCAUCACCAACUACAAAGAGCUGAAGGCGUACCUGAUCACCAAAGGAUAUGAGUUUGAGUCAGAGACGGACACGGAAGUGAUCCCCAAACUGAUCAAAUAUGUUUACGACAACCGGGAGAAUGACAACAUCUCCUUCUCCACGCUGGUAGAGAGGGUGAUUCAGCAGCUGGAGGGGGCCUUCGCUCUGGUGUUUAAAAGCCAUCAUUUCCCUGGAGAGGCUGUAUCCACCAGGAGAGGAAGUCCAUUGCUCAUUGGUGUGCGAAGCGAGCAUGAGCUGUUGACCGAAAACAUCCCCAUCCAGUACAACAGUGGUCACUACAAGGAGGCUGUCCAGGAGAAGAACAGCCAUAAUCGUCCCGACUGCUCCAGCGCCAUCAACUCUGUGGGAGAUGGCAGAGCUGUGGAGUAUUACUUUGCCUCUGACGCCAGUGCCAUCAUCGAGCACACCAACAAGGUGUUGUACAUGGAGGAUGAUGACAUUGCAGUGGUGACCGGCGGGAAACUCUCCAUCCACAGGCUAAACCGGCAGGCUGGUGAGGAUCCAGUGAGGGCAAUCCAGACCCUGCAGAUGGAGCUGCAACAGAUCAUGAAAGGUAAUUUUGAUGCCUUCAUGCAGAAGGAGAUCUUCGAGCAGCCGGAGUCAGUGGUCAACACUAUGAGAGGACGGAUAUGUUUUGACACCAACACAGUGGUUCUCGGCGGGCUGAAGGACCACCUGAAAGAAAUCAAACGCUGCAGACGGCUACUCGUGAUUGGCUGCGGCACUAGCUUCCACGCUGCAGUGGCUACCAGACAGAUCCUCGAGGAGCUGACAGAGCUGUCCGUCAUGGUGGAGCUGGCGAGCGACUUCCUGGAUCGCAACACGCCCGUUUUCAGAGACGACGUUUGCUUCUUCAUCAGCCAGUCAGGAGAGACAGCAGACACCUUGAUGGCACUACGGUACUGCAAGAGCCAAGGUGCUCUGACAGUUGGUAUAACCAACACUGUGGGCAGCUCCAUUUGCAGGGAAACAGACUGCGGAGUUCACGUCAAUGCUGGGCCUGAGAUAGGAGUGGCUAGCACAAAGGCCUACACCAGUCAGUUUGUGGCCCUCGUAAUGUUUGGCCUGAUGAUGAGCGAGGACAGGCUCUCCCUACAGCAGAGAAGACUGGAGAUCAUCAACGGCCUCAGGGUGCUACCUGAGCUGAUAAAGACAGUGUUGGCCCUAGAUAAGAAGAUCAAGGACAUCGCCAAUGAACUGUACCAGCAAAGGUCUCUUCUGGUCAUGGGCCGAGGGUUCCACUACGCCACCUGCCUUGAGGGGGCGCUGAAAAUCAAGGAGAUCACGUACAUGCACUCUGAGGGCAUCCUGGCUGGUGAGCUGAAGCACGGCCCUCUGGCACUUAUCGACAAAGACAUGCCGGUCAUCAUGAUCAUCAUGAAAGACGCCUGCUACACCAAAUGCCAGAAUGCUCUGCAACAAGUCACUGCCAGAUCGGGUCGGCCCAUCAUCCUUUGUUGCCAGGACGACCCUGAGAUGACUAAGAAUGCCUACCACGCUAUUGAGCUGCCGCAAACUGUGGACUGUCUGCAGGGCAUCCUCACUGUCAUCCCCCUGCAGCUCCUGUCCUUCCACUUGGCCGUCCUGCGAGGAUAUGACGUCGACUUUCCCAGAAACUUGGCCAAAUCUGUGACCGUGGAGUAAUUACAGUUCACACAGAGCAGGAGAGGAGAAAGGAGGCUCAUUGAUUUACAGUGCAAUUGAAUGUUCAGUAUGUUUGUGUGUGUGUGUGUGUGUUGCGAGACUGGGGUGAAGUAGGGCACUUUGUGUGUGUGUGUGUAGAAGAGAGCGUGAAUGAGUGAGAGUGAGAGGACAUGACAGAAGACAGAGGGAGGGAUACGGUACAAUAUCUAUUUAAAAAAAGAAGAGAAAUGUGAAGUCCAACCAAUACACUGCUGAGGAAGUGCCAGUGCCAGUGAGGCCUCUCAGAACAAUCUAUGAAAAACAACAUUCACACGUCCAAAGCAACAUGCUGUGCCUUUUUUCUUAUCUUGAGAUGAGCCAAAAACACACACAACAGGCUUAGCAGAAAAACAUUGAUCUGGUGUAUUGAAGUGUUUACAGUUGUGCAAUAUGGGGACCAAAUGUGCAUUAUGUAUGUACACAAUCAUGAGUUAGGUGAUUUAUUCUCUUUCUGUUGGAUGAAUUUCUUACAUCUGUUGGGGGCGUCUUACCUCCCUUUGCAUUGUGGGAAAUGUAAGACUCAUGUGGUUUUAUUCCAGAGGGUUGUCGACUUACCAAAAUCUCAUUUUUUUUUUUUACUUUGCUGCAUAUUCAUGCCAUCACUGUGCCUGGUGGGCCUGUCGCCCAUUACUUCGACAUUUUGUAGCAAAAGCUACCUGAAGGAAGUUCCUCAAUCUGACUUUUACAUUAUUACUUGAUUCUUUUUUUUUUUUUUAAUGUACGCUCCAUUUUAUUGUUGUUUCCCUUUAAUUUAAAAUACAUUGUACGGCUGUUUAACAUAACUGCAGUUUCCAAAGUCAGUUCAUGGUGGAACAUGAAGCAUUUUCCCCCUGAUGCUCUUCAUACUUAUCCUUGUCACAGGGUGGAGCAUUUUCAUAGACACACGUGAAAUUUAUUUAAACAGCAUUCAUGCAGCAAAAAAAGUACUUUCAAUAAUGCUUUUAUUUUGUCAGCCAUUUGUAUGGAUUUAUGAUAAUGUUCUGUAUUUAUCUGAUUCUUAUUUUAUAGGGGCUUAAGAAAGGGUUUGAUUUAUAUCUUUAACUGUGAUUGUAUUUUAUACUGUAUGUUUUAUAGACAUAAGCAGGCACUAUCAAUCAAUAAAUAAAUAGAUAAAGCAUUUUAUUCAAA
This is a messenger RNA of Epinephelus lanceolatus (giant grouper), 3342 nucleotides long. It is a transcript of the gene gfpt2, whose product is annotated as glutamine-fructose-6-phosphate transaminase 2. The record is from RefSeq and is a predicted model, not a curated record. Gene Ontology annotation, molecular function: carbohydrate derivative binding; L-glutamine:D-fructose-6-phosphate transaminase (isomerizing) activity. Lineage: Eukaryota; Metazoa; Chordata; Actinopteri; Perciformes; Serranidae. Gene Ontology annotation, biological process: UDP-N-acetylglucosamine metabolic process; fructose 6-phosphate metabolic process; carbohydrate derivative biosynthetic process.